AUGCCCCUAGUCGAAGUCCUAGGCACAUCCCGCUCCCACGCCACCCCCGGCUGGGCCUACGUCCCCGAAACCUCCCUUCAAAAAUCAUCAUCAUCCACAGCAGCAACAGCGCUCACAAGCCGCAAACGCGGAAUCCGUGAACCCGGCGGCAGCACCACAGAUCUAACCUCGCGGCAAAACCACGCAAUCCUACGCCAUUUAGCCGAACUCGAUCGCGAAAACCAUCGCGAUAAUGUUCACAUCCCCGUGCCCGUGAGGAAAGAUGCGAUUCAGCGUGAUAAUGGGAGAGGUGCAAGGGCCAAGACGACGAGUAAUGUGAGACGGAUUGUGCAGAGUCAGAAGACGUUUAGGAAUUAUUUGGAUGAUGAGGAGGCUGCGUUGGGGUAUGCUUCUACCUCUGUUAUGGGGAGUGGUGCGGCGGUACCUGCUGCUGGAGCUUCGAAAGUUGCGAAGAUUGCUGGGAGAAGGAGUUUGACGCCUGCAGCUGCUGCGUCGAAUACCGAUAUGUUGACUGAACGGCAAAAGCCAACGAAGAAACAAAACACUGAACGAACCACAACAACCCAGGACAAUAACGAAAACCCCGAAGUUCAAGAAACGCCUAUCCAAGGCGGCCUCAUCAAAUCCCCCCACGACAACGACCAUCUCCUCAAAUCAUACAUUCCGCACGCACCCUCUGAUCGAUUAAUGGCCGCUUUACUAGCUGAACCACCCCUACGAUACCACGUUGCUCGCGCGGCGCCGUCAGCAUCCGGGAAACCGGCGCGACGGUUUUGUACGAUUUGCGGUUAUUGGGGUAAGAUCCGGUGUAAGAAUUGUGGAGUGAGGACUUGUGGGUUGGAGUGUUAUAAGGUUCAUGAGGAUUCUAGAUGUGGUGCUUUUUUCUAG
This is a messenger RNA of Talaromyces stipitatus ATCC 10500, 888 nucleotides long. RefSeq names its product HIT finger domain protein, putative. Gene Ontology annotation, biological process: chromatin remodeling. The coding region runs from base 1 to 888 and encodes 295 amino acids. NCBI's taxonomy places the organism in Eukaryota, Fungi, Ascomycota, Eurotiomycetes, Eurotiales, Trichocomaceae. The record is from RefSeq and is a predicted model, not a curated record. Gene Ontology annotation, molecular function: nucleosome binding. The transcript has 2 exons. Gene Ontology annotation, cellular component: Swr1 complex.